AUGCUUCGUCCCUGGGAAGUUGAGGAAAUAUCCUGCGUAGCUCAGUUCUAUAAAGCUCUUAUGGAAGAGCUUAGCGAUGCGAUCGAGGAAGACUUUGUGGCAAUUGCAAAGGAGAAAAUGGCUGCGCACGCCGAGGUCGGUGGUAAGCAGAAAGAUGACGUUGGGGAGGACAUUCCUGAUGGCGAGUGUCUUGGGCAUUGCAAUUUCAGUUGGCUAUGGGCUGUCGGGAAUACGAAGACGAGUUGGAAAUGGGAUGUCGAUCCUCCUGCUAACUAUGAGCUGAGAAAUCGGGGCUACGUCUUCUGGGACAAAGCACGGCUGCUAAAAUGUCAAGACUUCCAAUCUCCUCGUGAUCCAGUAAAGAAUGCUUUUGAGUUCCCUUCUGGCUACCAAGAGCAUUCUGAACGGCCGGGUAUCCAGACCAAGCUCAAAGAUCUCCCUAUCCGUGGGGAUUUUGUUGCAGAGAUCUUCUGUGACAGACUGUAG
This is a messenger RNA of Aspergillus bombycis, 486 nucleotides long. RefSeq lists its product as uncharacterized. Lineage: Eukaryota; Fungi; Ascomycota; Eurotiomycetes; Eurotiales; Aspergillaceae. The record is from RefSeq and is a predicted model, not a curated record. The coding region runs from base 1 to 486 and encodes 161 amino acids. The transcript has 2 exons.